AUGCCUCAUUGCACUUGGUAUAACCAAUGUGGCGGCGAGCAGGUGCAUCGUUCUCCACCAGUUCAUCACGUUAUGGAUCAAAUAUGUCUUCUCUGCCAUGAAAUGUUCUCUCAUGAAGCGCCAAAUCUUCGUGCGGAAUGUCGCGCCAACUGUUUUCGAAACGACCAGUUCUCAUCAUGUAUUGCUAUGUUCAGUUCAAAGAACCGUCCUGAGCAUUUUCGAUAA
Necator americanus (New World hookworm) is the source of this 225-nucleotide messenger RNA. RefSeq lists its product as uncharacterized. The record is from RefSeq and is a predicted model, not a curated record. Gene Ontology annotation, cellular component: extracellular region. Gene Ontology annotation, molecular function: neuropeptide hormone activity. The transcript has 2 exons. Gene Ontology annotation, biological process: circadian rhythm. NCBI's taxonomy places the organism in Eukaryota, Metazoa, Nematoda, Chromadorea, Rhabditida, Ancylostomatidae. Bases 1 to 225 code for a protein of 74 amino acids.